This is a messenger RNA of Dacryopinax primogenitus, 1110 nucleotides long. RefSeq lists its product as uncharacterized. NCBI's taxonomy places the organism in Eukaryota, Fungi, Basidiomycota, Dacrymycetes, Dacrymycetales, Dacrymycetaceae. The coding region runs from base 1 to 1110 and encodes 369 amino acids. The transcript is spliced from 7 exons. The record is from RefSeq and is a predicted model, not a curated record.
AUGCACGGAAUUCACGUGAGUCUCCUCGAGCUUCUCCGCGGGCGUAUGCGUAGAACCGUCCUCGCUGUUAUCAAGGCCGUAAUCGGACGUGUUCGUUGUCGACUUCUGAUGAGUAAGGAGUCUGCCUCCCCGCCUGCAUGGGCGGCUUCAGUCAGCUUGGUUGGCGGUACAUAUAGCCCCAUGUCGUCCCCCACGCUCGAUGGCCCGAACCUGAUCGGGAUCUUCCUUGGUUCCAUCCUUUAUGGGACGUUUAUGGCCAUGUCCGUUCACUUGCUUUGGCGCUGGUGGAGGCGCGAGAUACGAGUGCCGACAUUCUUGCUCCUCGCGUCUGUGGCGCUGUUGCUGUCGACAACAGCGUUCACAGUAGUAUUCAUGGACUACUUGUACGAAGGCUUCGUGACGUAUCGAGACACGAUCGGCCCAGUCAUGUACUUUGCCGAAGAUCGAUGGCAGGAGACUACCAUCUCCGCCUUCAACAUCUUUGAACAGGCACUGGCGGAUGGGAUCUUAGUGUACCGUUGUUGGCUCAUCUGGAACAAGAGCAAGUUCAUCUUGUUCAUCACGGCACUUCCCUACAUCUCUUCCAUCCUCUUCUCCUGCAUAGCGCUCGCGGCCGCAUCUCCCUCAGGCGAACUGUUCAACAUGUUCAAAAGCACCUUCGCAACCUGGGUUCAUAUCUGGACAGGAGUCUCCCUGGGACAGAACGCCCUCACCUACCUGCUCAUCAUUGGCCGUAUCUGGUACACAGCGAGGCAGUCAACCUCGGCGUUCGGCAAGACGUCGUUCACACCGGUGAUCAUCCGGCUCUUGUCGAUGGGCUGCAUGUAUCUGCUCUUAAUUACUUUGCUGCUCGUGGCGAACUUGCAUUCGAGCGGCGGGUAUGUCGUCAUUUGCCAUAUCUGGUCUCCUGUUUCGGGAAUCGUAUUCCUCUCCCUUAUCGUGCCUACAAAACGACUGUCAAAAUCGAACCUCGACCAUGAGCUCUUACAAUCUCCAAGAAGUGGGACGGCGCGUCGCACGUUAACGCUCAGUGGAAGCACGGUCCAAGAGGACGGAGUUACGAGUGUGCCGUCGGAGUUUAAGGUUCCUGACGUGGAGGAGUUUGUGUAA